Messenger RNA from Terrapene triunguis (Three-toed box turtle), 384 nucleotides. RefSeq names its product C-type lectin domain family 2 member D-like. The record is from RefSeq and is a predicted model, not a curated record. The transcript has 3 exons. Lineage: Eukaryota; Metazoa; Chordata; Testudines; Emydidae. The annotation marks the transcript as partial.
GAGACAAAAAGACAAAAGAUGUACAAUGGCCUGGGGAUCUGUAAGGAACAACAGCUGGACGUGCCUCUUAAUAGCAGUGGAGACCAAGAGCGAGGAAAGGAACCAGGUUACAGAUUCAGGAAAACUAGAACAUUUACAGUCGUCGCAGCAGUCACAGUCUUCCUCGUCCUCUCGGGUUUAAUCGCGACCACAGCUACCCUGGCAGUCAGAACCACUAGGCCGUGUUUGGAUUACGCGGACGUCCCAUCAUGUCCGGAUGGCUGGGUUGGCUACCAAAGACAGUGCUACUUUUUCUCCGAGGAUGAAAGGAAUUGGACCGCCAGCCAGAGCUACUGUUCUUCACGCGGUGCCUCCCUGGCGAGGCUUGACAGCGGCUUGGAGAUG